AUGUCCUGUUCUCUAGAAUCAGACCAUACCCAGUCCAACAACAUGUCCUGUUCUCUAGAAUCAGACCAUACCCAGUCCAACAACAACAACAUGUCCUGUUCUCUAGAAUCAGACCAUACCCAGUCCAACAACAACACGUCCUGUUCUCUAGAAUCAGACCAUACCCAGUCCAACAACAACAUGUCCUGUUCUCUAGAAUCAGACCAUACCCAGUCCAACAACAACAUGUCCUGUUCUCUAGAAUCAGAUCAUACCCAGUCCAACAACAUGCCCUGUUCUCUAGAAUCAGAUCAUACCCAGUCCAACAACAUGCCCUGUUCUCUAGAAUCAGAUCAUACCCAGUCCAACAACAUGUCCUGUUCUCUAGAAUCAGAUCAUACCCAGUCCAACAACAUGCCCUGUUCUCUAGAAUCAGAUCAUACCCAGUCCAACAACAACAUGUCCUGUUCUCUAGAAUCAGACCAUACCCAGUCCAACAACAACAUGUCCUGUUCUCUAGAAUCAGAUCAUACCCAGUCCAACAACAUGCCCUGUUCUCUAGAAUCAGAUCAUACCCAGUCCAACAACAUGUCCUGUUCUCUAGAAUCAGAUCAUACCCAGUCCAACAACAUGCCCUGUUCUCUAGAAUCAGAUCAUACCCAGUCCAACAACAACAUGUCCUGUUCUCUAGAAUCAGACCAUACCCAGUCCAACAACAACAUGUCCUGUUCUCUAGAAUCAGACCAUACUCAGUCCAACAACAUGCCCUGUUCUCUAGAAUCAGACCAUACCCAGUCCAACAACAUGCCCUGUUCUCUAGAAUCAGACCAUACUCAGUCCAACAACAACAUGUCCUGUUCUCUAGAAUCAGACCAUACUCAGUCCAACAACAACAUGUCCUGUUCUCUAGAAUCAGACCAUACCCAGUCCAACAACAACAUGUCCUGUUCUCUAGAAUCAGACCAUACCCAGUCCAACAACAACAUGUCCUGUUCUCUAGAAUCAGACCAUACCCAGUCCAACAACAACAUGUCCUGUUCUCUAGAAUCAGACCAUACCCAGUCCAACAACAACACGUCCUGUUCUCUAGAAUCAGACCAUACCCAGUCCAACAACAACAUGUCCUGUUCUCUAGAAUCAGACCAUACCCAGUCCAACAACAACAUGUCCUGUUCUCUAGAAUCAGACCAUACUCAGUCCAACAACAACACGUCCUGUUCUCUAGAAUCAGACCAUACCCAGUCCAACAACAACACGUCCUGUUCUCUAGAAUCAGACCAUACCCAGUCCAACAACAACAUGUCCUGUUCUCUAGAAUCAGACCAUACCCAGUCCAACAACAACAUGUCCUGUUCUCUAGAAUCAGACCAUACCCAGUCCAACAACAACAUGUCCUGUUCUCUAGAAUCAGAUCAUACCCAGUCCAACAACAUGUCCUGUUCUCUAGAAUCAGAUCAUACCCAGUCCAACAACAACAUGUCCUGUUCUCUAGAAUCAGAUCAUACCCAGUCCAACAACAACAUGUCCUGUUCUCUAGAAUCAGAUCAUACCCAGUCCAACAACAACAUGUCCUGUUCUCUAGAAUCAGACCAUACCCAGUCCAACAACAACAUGUCCUGUUCUCUAGAAUCAGACCAUACCCAGUCCAACAACAACACGUCCUGUUCUCUAGAAUCAGACCAUACCCAGUCCAACAACAUGUCCUGUUCUCUAGAAUCAGACCAUACCCAGUCCAACAACAACAUGUCUUGUUCUCUAGAAUCAGACCAUACCCAGUCCAACAACAACACGUCCUGUUCUCUAGAAUCAGACCAUACCCAGUCCAACAACAUGUCCUGUUCUCUAGAAUCAGACCAUACCCAGUCCAACAACAACAUGUCUUGUUCUCUAGAAUCAGACCAUACCCAGUCCAACAACAACACGUCCUGUUCUCUAGAAUCAGAUCAUACCUAG
This is a messenger RNA of Oncorhynchus tshawytscha (Chinook salmon), 1932 nucleotides long. Its product is annotated as GATA zinc finger domain-containing protein 14-like. NCBI's taxonomy places the organism in Eukaryota, Metazoa, Chordata, Actinopteri, Salmoniformes, Salmonidae. Bases 1 to 1932 code for a protein of 643 amino acids. The transcript has a single exon. The record is from RefSeq and is a predicted model, not a curated record.